AUGGCAGAUGCAGAAGGGUUCGUUGAAGCAGAUAAUGCAGAGGCCAUUAUUACCAGAAUUGAACACAAAUCCCGCAAGAUCGAAACUUUACUCAAACAGUAUAAACCCGUGGAAGCCCUUAAAACUGCGCUUGAAGGAACAUAUGCCAUUAUUGGUGAUGAGCGUUGCAAGUCAGCACAUUGGAUUGUUGUGCAUAGAGCUAUAAUGGCUAUAAAAGAUGUGGAUGGGAUGCUUUCUUCCUUGGAUCCUGAGUACUAUGAUAUUCUAAUGAAGUACUUGUAUAGAGGCUUAGCCACUGGAGAUCGUCCCACAUGUGAUCAAUUUCUUCGGAUUCAUGAAAAAUUGACAGAGAAAGCAGGACAUGGUUGCAUCCUACGUUUCCUGACUGAUACUGUAAAUACAGUUUGA
Molecule: messenger RNA, 408 nt
Organism: Sphenostylis stenocarpa
Lineage: Eukaryota; Viridiplantae; Streptophyta; Magnoliopsida; Fabales; Fabaceae
Source: the annotation of a GenBank genome assembly